UAGCAGCGGCGACGAACAGCCAGGAAAUGGAAAUCCAUCCUUCCAUCCCUUUUCUGAGCCGCUUCUCCUCACGCGGGUCGCGGGCGUGCCUAUCCCAGCUAUCGUCGGCAGGAGACAUGCCGGCUAAACUGCUGCUGCCCAUCGCGGUGCUCUCCGCUCUGGUGCUCUGCAUCCCCACCGAGGCGUGGUACAAGCAGGCGGCCGGUCCAAGCUACCACUCGGUGGGCAGGGCGUCCGGCUUGCUGUCGGGUAUCCGGGGGUCACCAUACGUCCGGAGAGGAGUUGACGCGGAGCCGUCACAAAGUUUGUUUCCUGCAACGGAAGCGCUGCGUUUUAGCCUGAAGACAAUGCCCACCUGUAUAAAACACAUUGCACCAAACCCAUUGAGUUGUCAACUCUUCCCCGGCGACAAGACGACGUUCAAGUGCAAAGCGGACGUUUUCCUCACUCUGGACUUGGCAGACUGUGUGGAGGACUGAGCUGCUGAGCUCAGAUUUUCUGGCUCAAUUUUAUGCUUUAGAAAUGUAUUUGUGUGUGUACAUAUUUGUUUUAAUGAGUAAACUGUAUAAUCCAUGUUCUGUCUUAAAAGAAAAAUUCCCCCGAGCAGAAAUUUGGUUUACCAUCUUAAACUGUUGCCACUAUAAAACCUUAUAUUCCUAAAUUACAGCCAAAGCAAAAUCCUCUCGGACCCUCCCCACCCUGGUCACCAGCUCUUCCAGCUCCUUCCCUCAGGUAGGCGCUACCGAUCAAUGCAAACUAGAACUAGUAGACAUUCCAACAGCUUCUUCCCUCUUGCAAUCAACUUCUUGAACAGCUAACUUACAAUUCCAUUACAACAAGCUGGCAAUUUUUUGACUUGAGUUCGUUGUCACAUUUCUGUAUUAUGUAUUACUUGUGCACUCACUGUAGUUGUCUCGCCGUGCUGCACUAUUUGCAUAUAGUGGCCACUCAUGCCAGAGUAGUAUCUGCUCCAUUUGCACACUGAUUGAGGAGUAUCUGUAACAUUUGCACAACCAUUGUCCCAGAUUAUCGCAGUACUCGUCACUUUAAACCGCAUACACUCCUUGAAGUCUCAGUGCCCUUUGCACAAUGGUCAUUGCACCGGACUAUUGCGAUAUUAGCCAUUCGAACUGAGGACUCUGCAUCUUUUUGCACAAUUGUUGUUUGUUGUUGUUUUCUGUUAAUGUCUUUAUGUCUCCAAAGUGUUCUGUAAAUUGACUGUCUGUUGUACUAGAGCGGCUCCAACUACCGGAGACAAAUUCCUUGUGUGUUUUGGACAUACUUG
This is a messenger RNA of Phyllopteryx taeniolatus (common seadragon), 1285 nucleotides long. Its product is annotated as neuropeptide B-like. Gene Ontology annotation, molecular function: G protein-coupled receptor binding. Lineage: Eukaryota; Metazoa; Chordata; Actinopteri; Syngnathiformes; Syngnathidae. The coding region runs from base 27 to 479 and encodes 150 amino acids. The record is from RefSeq and is a predicted model, not a curated record. Gene Ontology annotation, biological process: feeding behavior; G protein-coupled receptor signaling pathway. The transcript has 3 exons.